GAAGAGCGAUGACAUGUUUGUUCUCUUUACUUGCACUUUUUGCACUCAGUAUAUUCGUUGUCUCUUUCCUACGGUAUGAAUUUUGUAAUCGAAAGUGCAUCUCUUUCUAGUUAUAGUUCACUGAUCGGAGCACAACACUAUAGUAUGUGUCGUCUAAAAAGCCUUGAUAAAAAGCUCCCUAUCAUUUCAUAAACGAUCGCGCGUCCGUUUCCAAAAUUUGAUCUCUCAACUGUUGAUCAACUAUUAAUUUUUCCACGAUGUUAGAAGGAGUAAAGCACGUGCUAUUAAUACUUUCUGGAAAAGGCGGCGUCGGCAAAUCGACAAUCAGCACUCAACUGGCACUUGCUUUAAAGGAAACAGGUUUUCGAGUUGGAAUCUUGGAUGUUGAUCUCUGUGGUCCUAGUGUACCCUACUUACUGAACUUGGAAGGGAAAGAUGUUCAUCAGUCCUCGGAGGGAUGGAUACCUGUGUUUGCUGAUUCAGAGAAAAAACUAUCUGUAAUGUCAAUUGGUUUCCUCCUGAAAAGUCAGAACGACAGUGUAGUCUGGCGUGGACCUAAGAAGAAUAAUAUGAUUAAACAGUUUCUGACAGAUGUAGUCUGGCGAGAUAUUGAUUAUUUAAUCAUUGACACACCACCUGGCACCUCUGAUGAGCAUAUUACAGUCAUGGAGAACUUAAGAAAUGUAAAAUGUGAUGGUGCGAUUAUAGUGACCACUCCACAAGCUGUUGCAGUGGAUGAUGUUUUGCGAGAGGUAACAUUUUGUAGAAAAACUGGUAUUCAUAUAAUUGGUAUCAUUGAAAAUAUGAGUGGUUUUGUAUGUCCUUCAUGUGAAGAAUGUACCAAUAUAUUCUCCUCAGGCGGUGGGAUAGCUCUUUCAGAAAUGGUAAAGAUUCCAUUUUUAGCUCAGGUACCCAUAGAUCCACAAAUUGGCCGAUUAUCGGAUAAAGGACAAAGUGUUCUGGUAACAUUACCUGACAGUCAAGUCGUACAGGUGUUUAAAAAAUUAGUCGAAAAACUGAUCAAGAGCAAAGAAGCUUGAGGAUAAUAUUUGCACUGUGUGAUUUCCAGCGUUGGUACUUGCUGGACUCUAUUGUCAUCUUUAUCCUAAAUAAACUUAUUUAUAGAAAAUGAUAUAUACAACAAGUAUCUCUAUGAAAUAAUUAGUUUUAUUAUACAAUAUAUGAAGUUACAAAAAGAAAA
Solenopsis invicta (red fire ant) is the source of this 1201-nucleotide messenger RNA. RefSeq names its product cytosolic Fe-S cluster assembly factor NUBP2 homolog (gene Nubp2). Bases 258 to 1040 code for a protein of 260 amino acids. The transcript has 5 exons. Gene Ontology annotation, cellular component: cytosol. Lineage: Eukaryota; Metazoa; Arthropoda; Insecta; Hymenoptera; Formicidae. Gene Ontology annotation, biological process: iron-sulfur cluster assembly. The record is from RefSeq and is a predicted model, not a curated record. Gene Ontology annotation, molecular function: ATP binding; ATP-dependent FeS chaperone activity; 4 iron, 4 sulfur cluster binding.